UCCACCAUGUCCGGGUCGAGGUCUAACCCAGGCUCUGGACUUUCUUUCCUCGGCUCGCAUGGACAACAAGCUGCAACAUUCUCUCGACUUCCACCUGAAUUACUUCGGUCAAUAGCUGACCAGACGGCUCCCCCAGAGCAACGCGAACGCGCCUGCCUCUGUAGAGUCAACAAAUUCUUCAAUGCAGCGUGCACUCCUUCACUCUACAGCGGCAGAAUAUCCAUCUACAGGGAGCGUAUAUUGGAUAGCUUCUCCAACACCAUUCUCUUGUAUCGACCGGAGCUAGCUAUGCUCGUAAAGGACUUGUGUAUCGAUGCCGAUACAGGCGGUUGGGACAAGAACGACUGGUACACCGACAUAAACAGCUCAGUCCUCAUACGUGCAGCCAAGACAUUGGCGGCUUGCGUCAAUAUACAUACUCUGUCAAUCAUUGCUUUCUGCUACGAAGAAUUCAGCGACUUCUGUGCAUUUUUCGACCCCCUCCCGAUUAUCCCCGGCCUCCGACAUCUCAGAAUGCAGUUCUCACUGGACGUCAAAGUUUUAGAGUUUGUGAAGCAUCAUCAUUCCCAACUGCGCUCACUAUCCAUAAUCCACGUACACGAUGACGGGGACGAUGCACUUGCGACCGGCACAUUGCUCUGCUCUCAGUUCUCCAUUCCGCUUUCAAUGUCCCGCAUCGAAUGCUCCCCAUUCUUGGCACCUAUCUUUGUUCCAAACUCACCAAUCACCGAUGUUGGUCUGGACUGGCCACAGUGGGAUAUUGUCGAUGAUGUUGCGCCGAGGGCCGUAACGGCUCUCGCACGAUCGAGCACUCAGGUCGUUACAUUGUCGUACAACUCAAAAGCAUGGAAUAUCGAGUUCAUCCGACUUGCUGCGAGUAAUCUCCAUCACCUCGAGAGACUCUCGAUAGUCAACGAACUCGUCGUGUUCCCCGAUGAAGACGAAGAAUCACCAGACACCCUUAUUGCUCCUGUCCUCGAUGUGCUACGGGAAAAGCUCUCCUCUUUCAAGUCUUUAAAGGUCCUCCGACUGCAGUGGGAUCACCACAUGAAAGCUACCCAGCGUACCUACUACGACGAUUACAAACUUGUCCAAACAUGGGCCGCCCUUCGCCCUACACUCAUAUACUGUCUUUUACCCGGAACGGAUUCAGCCUGGAUUCGCCAUCCAUCUUACGGUUUCUUCGUUCCCGACACGAUACUCUCUGAAGACCGCGGCGGGCCACCUAAGUACACUCGCGAGUGGUUGCAUGAGCUGUUCGAGAAGGAGGGGCCGGACUUUGCUGCGACUUGGUUUCGUCAGUACGCCGACAUAAAGAAGGAUGGGAUUGCCGAUAUCGUCAGUGCUCUGGACGAGAGGGCGGUGGACUCAUAGUGUCAAUGAUAGUGAG
Molecule: messenger RNA, 1390 nt
Organism: Stereum hirsutum FP-91666 SS1
Lineage: Eukaryota; Fungi; Basidiomycota; Agaricomycetes; Russulales; Stereaceae
Exons: 4
Coding region: 7-1374 (455 amino acids)
Source: RefSeq, a predicted model, not a curated record